UAUAGGGGCGUUCCUUAAGUAAAAAACAUUUUUUUUUCUUUCUCUUACAAUAUUCGUGUCAUGAUCAAAUCAUCGUCUUCGACGAAAAACGGGUUCUGGUCGAAGCUAAUUAGGCUGUCUCUCGGAAAGAAAGGUAUGUCGUUUUUUUUCGUAUCUAACGCGCUUUAAUAUACUUCGAUCGUCUCAAAAAUAGAUCUUCAUUUCAUGCCUAGAGUUUGUGUUCAAGUGUAGUUGAUUUGAAUCCGAUUUUAGAGUAAUUAGGGUUUUUGUUCAUGUAUAUGAUGUUAAUUAAUUAAUUAACAUGUUUUUAAUUUGUGAAAUGAUUUAAUUUUUCAGGUAGACAUGGGAAAGAAGAGAUGGGUAGCUUGAAGGACAAGUCAUCAAAUGUGACUGAAGAAUAUACAGAAGCUUUUAGGACAAACUCUUACAUAGAAAUAUGCAACAAAGUCCAAGGUAAACUCGAAACAAGAACUUCAUCGUCUUCUUGUUCUUCGUCUUCGUCUCGUAUAGACCAGGUGCCUCUCUCCGAGUAUCUUCUAGAACCUCGACAAGAAACCCUAGAUUCCAUAUUCGGAGCCUCGAAUAAUCAUUUUCUUGCUAAUUACUUCAACAUUAGCGUAGAAGCGGGCGAAAUAUGUGAAUCCUUACUCCAAAACGUCCACCAAGCACGCAUUAACUACCGCACGGUUAAGGAGGCGGUCGAUUUGAUUAACAUUGGGGCCCACACCGAGUACCACGCGUCGCACAAAGAUAUUUCCACAUUUGCCCUCCACAAGAACCCUUUCUCGUCGAUGAAUCGCGAUAAAUUCGUAGAGCUACACAACAGCCACGCUCACUUGCUCCACCAACUGACAUCACAGUACAGAAAGACAAAGCGAAAAACGAAAUUCUUUAGAUCCAUCAAACGGGCCUUGAUCACGGGCCUAAUUGUGGGGUCCAGUGGGUUAGCCGUUGCUUUGUUGGUCCUCUCACUACACACCAUGGUGGGAUUAGUGGCUGCACCGGGACUACUAAUCCUAUGUUCUCUAGUCAUCUUCUUAAUGAAGAAAUCGAAACGAAAUAAAAUAAAAUCGAGGAAAAAUAAACGGGUCGAUCAAGAUCGAGGGCUAGGAUCACAGCUGGAUGUUGCAGCCAGAGGGGUUUAUAUACUGAUCAACGAUUUCGACACCAUGAGCCGGCUUGUGCAGAGGUUGUACGAUGAGGUGGAGCACACGAGAUUUUUGUCGGAGAUUUGCGUUCGGAAGGGGAAGAAGAAUCGGGAGAUGUUGAAGGAAGUCGUGAGGGAGUUCCGAAUGCACGAGGGUUUGUUUCUAGAAGAGAUGGAAGAAUUGGAGAAACAAGUGUGCUUGUGUUUUCUCGACAUAAAUCGAUCGAGGAGGCUACUCGUCCAAGAAAUGGAUAAAUAUUGAGCAAUUAUAAUAUAUUUGCAGCAAUUUUUUAUUUCUUUUGCACCUUUUGUAGCUUUUAAUUUUAAUGGAUUCUUACAAUAGACUCUUGUUUCAAAAAGGAAAUGCUGUCCAAUAGUUGCUGCAAAUUAAA
Molecule: messenger RNA, 1539 nt
Organism: Erythranthe guttata (spotted monkey flower)
Lineage: Eukaryota; Viridiplantae; Streptophyta; Magnoliopsida; Lamiales; Phrymaceae
Source: RefSeq, a predicted model, not a curated record